GGGUAGGACAGAAAGCUUUAAACUGACUGCAAGACAACCAGUAUUCUGAACUAAUCUGCUGCUGAUUUUCAGAGGAUGCUGUCAGAAGGUUACCUUUACAGAAUCGCCUACCUCUGUGAGGACUCUGAGCUCUGCACCAACCAAGCAGUGGAGGAAGUGGUGUAUGAAAUGAGGUCCAUUAAUUGUUCCUCCAGGGAUGAAGCACAAGUAAAAAGCCUCCUUCAGAGAUGCAGAUCUGCUGGCAAAUGCAUUUCUGCUGUUCACUCUAGGGGUAGCAAACACAGCAGAAGGCAGAAAGACAAUCUCCAACAGUCCGUGCAGAACCCACUGCCUGAAGGGCAGACAUCUCCAACUAUGGAUGUCUGUGAAGGGCUGGUAAGAAAAGACACCUAUCUGGUUCCAUCCUCCUGCAAAAGCAUUUGCAAGAACUACAAUGAUUUGCACAUAGCUGGGGACUGCGUGGUGCCUAUUAGCUCAGUGGCAACUGAUUUUACCUGUGACAGUGGCAUAGGCCCCUUCCUGGAGUCCUCAGAGAUUCCUCCACCUAUGGAGUCCGUGCGGGUCCCCCCCAGCGAGACGGGCCGCAAGCAAGCCCAAGGCUUCUCAUCAUGCUGGCGUGUGGCGAGCUUGGUGCCUCACCAGCAGCCCCUCUCCGACUCGGCCCUCAACGACUACCUGGAGCAGAAGCUGAUGGAGCUGUACAAGCAGUACAUCAUGGACAGCACAGUCAACAGGGCAUCCCCCACUCAGAUCCUGGCCUCAGAGCUCAUCAUGACUAAUGUAGACCAAAUCAGCACGCAGAUAUCACGAGAGAGGAAAAUGGAGACCACCAAAGCCAAGGACAUUGUCAUCAGCCGCUUCUUGCAAAUAGCCAGUGAACAAAUAUUCUCAGAAAUUAGCACGCCCAGUCUGCAUAUUUCUCAGUAUAGCAACACUAAUGCAUAGUAUUAGAAAGUUUGCAGUUAGAAAACCCAAUUGUUAGUUUUUUUCUUUUAAGACAUCUUUCUGGUUCAUAAAAAUUUAUUUACUGUCUACCAGCUAAACCUUCCAGCACAUAUUAAAUGAAAAUAUCUGUACUGCACAGAUGUCCCUCUAUCACAUGCCAGAUGAUUUACAGUUUAAAAAAAAAAAAAAAAAAAAGUAUCCCCAAAGACUUAUUUCAGUGAGCCAUGGACAUUAAAAAUAUUUUGGUAGAAAAAUGACUAAGAGUGUAUGACACUCUUCCAGGUGUUCUCGUUCUUCCCCCUUGCCUGGCAUCUCAUUUCAACUUUCCUCCCCUGGAAUCUGCCUUACUACUUGGGGGCGUGCGAGAAGCUAUGGCUUACAGCACUGAAAGCACAGUGAUUGCAGAGCCACAGAAGUAGAAAAUUCAGUCUGGCCGCCCUCCCUGACCUAAUCAGCUUCACUUAUGUCACCCCUUCAGGUGUUUUUGUUAUCUAUUUUUAAUGAUAUCAAGUGACAGACACUUCACGGUUUAUUCUAUACUAACUUUAAUUACUCCAUUGGUGUCUUCCUAUUUACACAUUUCAGCAAGCAAAAACUCUUUCCAGAUAGACAUCAUCAGAGGGUGCGUGCAUGUGUAUCUGUACAUUUGACUGUAUGAACUGAACUUCUAUGCUGCUGACCUUUGUCUAUGACAGACAGACACCAUGUUGGUCAGCAGCCUGCAGGCCUGCAUCUGUGGAGCGGCCACAUAGGGAUAGUGGUGAUAAUAAAAUGAAUUCUACUUCAUCUUCCCCUCUUUUUAAGAGAAUUCCAAAUUGAAAAACAAAGGCUAAGUCAAAGCCUCAGUGAUUAAUGUGAACAGUUCCUUUGACCUUUGGUCAAGGUCAUCUGAACCUAAUAUAUUUCUAAUAGAAAGGUCCUUUUCUGUAAAACUUCAGCUCUUAAGAAGGUGAAAAUAGUAAUUAGCUGCCUCAUGGAUGAGGAUGGUUAACUGAUUUGAUAUGUAAACACACUGGCAAUGCCAAUCCAUGAUUGGUUGAAUUUCCAAGUGUAAGUAUAGUGUAAAUACUAAUUUAUAAUAAAUAUUCAUCAAGUGUUUUCA
Gallus gallus (chicken) is the source of this 2047-nucleotide messenger RNA. It is a transcript of the gene TASL, whose product is annotated as chromosome X open reading frame 21. The transcript has 2 exons. Bases 76 to 945 code for a protein of 289 amino acids. The record is from RefSeq and is a predicted model, not a curated record. Gene Ontology annotation, biological process: regulation of toll-like receptor signaling pathway. NCBI's taxonomy places the organism in Eukaryota, Metazoa, Chordata, Aves, Galliformes, Phasianidae.